UCAAGGCUGUGCGCAAUGACGCGCGCGGACUCCGCGCUCCGGGCGCUGCUGCUGCUGCUGCCGCUGCUGCCCUUGCUGGGGCCGGACCCGGCGGCCUCAGCGGCGCUGCCGGAGCUGCAGGCUCGGCUCUCGGGCGUGGAGCGGCUGCUGGGGGGCUUUGGGCGACAGCUGCAGCAGGAGCGGCCGCGGGAGGAGCCGGAGCCGGAGACGCAGCCGCGCGCGCAGGAGAGGUGCCCGGGCGCGGGCGGCGGCCUCGCCCAGCUGCGCGACGCCAUCAUCCGCACGCAGGAUUCCCUCGCGGCCGGGGCCAGCUACCUGCGGGCCCCCGAGGCCGUGCGGGGCUGGCGGCAGUGCGUGGCGGCCUGCUGCGCCGAGCCGCGCUGCUCCGUGGCCGUGGUGGAGCAGCCCGCGCCCCCCGGGCCCCCCGCGCUCCCGGACGCCGCGCUCGGCUGCUACCUGUUCGACUGCACCGCGCGCGGCCGCAGCGUCUGCAGGUUCGCCCCGCACCGCGGCUACAGCAGCUACAGCCUCCGCCGAGCCCCCGAGCGCGGCCCCGGCCGGCCCUCGCCUCCGCUGGGAAAGGAUGAACCUCCAGUGAGCGAGGCCGGGCAGGACAUGGUCCUGCACUUGCCUACGGAUGGAGUAAUUCUGGAUGGUCGCAGGAGCACAGAUGACCACGGCAUCAGUCAGUAUACGUGGAUGUUGUUGCAGGGAGACCCGUCAGUGGACAUGAAGGUACCUCAGUCUGGAAUCCUGAAGCUGUCCCACUUGCGGGAAGGAAAGUACGACUUUGAGCUGACAGUGAUGGACACGGCUGGGCAGAGCAGCUCCGAUAAUGUCUCUGUGACGGUGCUUCCAGCAGCCCUCUCCCCAGGAGGAUGCCUAUCUGUGUGCUCACGCUAUGACUUCUUCUGUGACAAUGGCUGUUGCAUUGACAUCACACUGGCCUGUAAUGGGGUGGAGCAGUGUCCUGAUGGAUCUGAUGAAGCUUUCUGCCAAAACUUGGACUUCAGUCGGAAGACGGUGACCCACACAGCCACAGCGUCGCCCAGAACCCUAGGACCCAGCAAAGACAAAGAGUGGACCUCCUUAUUGGAACAAGCCCCAAAGCAGCCCCCUGCACUGCCAGACACAGAGAGGAGGAAUCAUUCCACCUUCUGGUCAUCUGGGACUCAAAUUCGUCCUGUCACAUCAGCGAGUGCUUCCUCAGGGAAGGACAGAACAGAGGAAAAUUCUAUUUUUGAGUCAAAGAGCAAUCGAGGAGGAAGGGAACACCCGGCCCCAGAAGCAGGUGCUGUGCUGCCCCUGGCCCUGGGAUUGGCCAUUACUGCUUUGCUGCUUCUGUUGGUUGCUUGCCGACUCCGACUGGUCAAACAGAAGCUGAAGAAAGCUCGGCCCAUUACAUCAGAGGAGUCUGACUAUCUCAUCAACGGAAUGUAUCUCUGAGCAGCAUUGAAAUAGCUGGGCGGCCAUGACAGUGCUCUUAUAAUUCAUACAAACACUGGGCUCUAGACCUUGAUGAUUUUUUUUUAAUUUGGCCUGGGAAAGCCAUUUAAAACCCAAAAGGUUCUGCAAAUCUGUGUUUAUUGUUUUUCCUUAGGAGAUAUAAAAAAAUAUUUUGAGAUUUAGAAGUCUGUAUGAUUAAAGAGAACUAUAAUUCUGGAUCA
Messenger RNA from Suncus etruscus (white-toothed pygmy shrew), 1667 nucleotides. RefSeq names its product LDL receptor related protein 11 (gene LRP11). The transcript is spliced from 7 exons. The record is from RefSeq and is a predicted model, not a curated record. Bases 16 to 1446 code for a protein of 476 amino acids. NCBI's taxonomy places the organism in Eukaryota, Metazoa, Chordata, Mammalia, Eulipotyphla, Soricidae. Gene Ontology annotation, molecular function: protein binding.